CUCCACCACCACAUCAACCCCCUGUACACCAACGGGACAAUGAGAGAAAUCUUAACGCUCCAGCUGGGACAUCUCGGCAACUACACUGCCACCCAUUUCUGGAAUACCCAGGAAUCUUAUUUCACAUAUGAAGACGGCCAGGCCCCGUUGGUCGAGCACGAUGUGCAUUGGCGUGCGGGCUUGGGCCAGGACGGUUCGGAAACCUUUCUUCCUAGAACCGUUAUUUACGAUCUAAAGGGUGGCUUUGGCUCUCUGCGCAAGAUUAAUGCCCUCUACGAUGCCACAUCAGAUGGGGAUGAGGCAGACAGCGCCUUGUGGACUGGUCAGCCUAUCGUUCACAAGGCGAAUCCAGUAGAGCCCAUUGAAUACCAGAAAAGCCUUGAGACGGGCGCGCAAGCACCUAAGCUCACAACAUCCAGUGUACGUUACUGGUCCGACUUCUCAAGGGUCUACUUUCAUCCAAAGUCUCUGGUUCAGCUGUACGAUUAUGAGCUGCACUCCACAGUCAUGCCAUUUGAGCGUUAUUCCAUGGGUAAAGAGCUCUAUAGCUCGCUUGACAAGGAUCAUGAUAUUUUGGAUCGCGAUUGGCGGCCCUUUGUAGAGGAGUGUGAUCGCAUGGAGGGUGUUCAGGUCUUCACAUCCCUCGAUGAUGCCUGGGGUGGCUUUGCUGCGUCGUACAUUGAAGCUAUCCGCGAUGAGUAUGGCAAAGCUCCAAUCUGGACAUGGGGCCUUCAAAGUCCUCUCGCAGGCGUCUCUCGUGAUAAGCGUAUGCUCCGUGUCAACAACGUUGGCCAAGGAAUCGCAGAGCUCAACUCCUGCGACGCAACCAUUAUCCCUCUGUCUGUUCCAGAGAGCAAGCUCCGUGGUGUUCAUGUAGACACCAGCUCUAAUUGGCAUUAUUCUGCCCUUCUUGCUACUGCUAUAGAAUCUGCGACACUACCCUCAAGACUUCUACAAAUUUCGUCAAUUAAGCCAAUAGCCCUAGACGACUUGACUGCGAGCUUGAACACGACUGGCAGACAGCAUAUCGCUGCUAUGACACUAGGAGUCGGUGAAAGAAAUGACGAUGACAAAGAUCUCGAGCUUUUUAGCAUUGGGAAUGAUCGGCGCGAGACAAAGGGUGCAUCAGCGCGAUGGUUUGGCCAUGUUGAAUGUGUACGUGAUGAACAAAAACAGGACGAUAAAGACGAAGAAGAGAACAAGAGGAAUAUUAUUGGCGAACAAGUGAACAGAAAGCAAGUAAUCUCCGCCACACAGACCGGACAAACACUAACACUCCACAGUUACCAUACAGUCUUAGAGUUCCCGCUGAUGGACUCCUUCCCAACCAUUUACACUGAUUACGAUGGCAAAGCUAAGAUACCCGCUCGGUCAUCACUAUAUACUGAUCAAUCCAUUUCAAAGCAUAUGAAGAACCUCAGAACGCAAUUAGCUUGGGGUAUUGGCCUAGAUGACAAAGAAGAUCUUGUCAACUCCAUUGCAGAGAUAUCCGAGGCGUACCAAGAUGACUGGGAUAGUGGUUCAGACGAGGGAGAUGACGAUAUAUAAUAAAAAUGCAAGCAAGGCUAAUAUAACAAAAA
Molecule: messenger RNA, 1580 nt
Organism: [Torrubiella] hemipterigena
Lineage: Eukaryota; Fungi; Ascomycota; Sordariomycetes; Hypocreales; Clavicipitaceae
Source: the annotation of a GenBank genome assembly